This is a messenger RNA of Oxyura jamaicensis (ruddy duck), 428 nucleotides long. RefSeq names its product small nuclear RNA activating complex polypeptide 2 (gene SNAPC2). Gene Ontology annotation, cellular component: nuclear body. Bases 75 to 428 code for a protein of 117 amino acids. The record is from RefSeq and is a predicted model, not a curated record. Gene Ontology annotation, molecular function: RNA polymerase II general transcription initiation factor activity. Lineage: Eukaryota; Metazoa; Chordata; Aves; Anseriformes; Anatidae. Gene Ontology annotation, biological process: snRNA transcription. The transcript is spliced from 2 exons.
CCGUGCCCUCCCAGCGCCUCCCAUUUGCAGCUUUUUUCCCCCAUUUCGUCGCCCUGACGCCAUCUCCCCGCGCCAUGAAGCCUCCCCCGCGGCCCCGCCGGGUCCCGGCCCGGUUCGCGGAGGCCCCGGCGGGGAGGCCCCGGGCCGCGGCCUGGUCGCUGCGGGAGAAGCGAUCGCUGCUGGCGGCGCUGCGGGCCCAGGCCGCGCUCGGCCUCCCGGAGCUCCAGGCCCGGCCGCUGAGGGAGAGCCUGGCCCGGCGGAGCGAGGCCGAGAUCCUCCACCUGGUGUCGCGGCUGCGGGGCCGGGUGGCGCGCAUGGCCGUGGGCACCCAGCACUGCGCCUGCCUGGAGGAGCAGCGGCACCACCGAGCCCGGCGCCCGGCCCCCAUCGAGGUGAGACCCCCCCCAGCUUUUUCUUGUAGCCCUUGA